Symbiodinium natans is the source of this 732-nucleotide messenger RNA. The record is from the annotation of a GenBank genome assembly. NCBI's taxonomy places the organism in Eukaryota, Dinophyceae, Suessiales, Symbiodiniaceae.
AUGACGGCGCAGGAUUUGGCGCGUGCAGCCUGGUUCGAUGCUUACUGGAUGCUGCUGGGCCCCUUGCUGGCUCUGCUCUUUUGCGCGCUGCCCCUUCCGCAGCAUGGGAGCUUCCAGCAGGCCUCGCCAUGUCUGAGAUAUCUUACAAGGGGCCUGCUGCUCGUCUAUACGAUCCACCAGCUUGAAGAACACGGCUGGGACCUCUACGGAAACCGGUACUCUUUCAUCUCCUGGAUGAACUCGGUGAUGGCAGCCAAGAGCGGAUUGGCGAUCACGGUUCGGCAGGUGACUCUGGUGAACGUCCUGACCGUGUGGGUCGGCGAGAUCACUGCCUGCCUUUCUGCCGAAAUCUUCGGCCGUUCACUGCCUGUGGCCUUCCACUGGGCGCUGGCCACGGCGAAUGCCGUGGUUCACCUCAGCUUCGUCGCCGCGACGCGAACCUACAAUCCAGGAGCUGGGCAGAGCGUGAUACAGUUCGCCCUGGGCGCUUGCUUCUUUUCCGAGUAUUUCUGGACCCGCGGCUUCUCGUUUCCCUUGCUGGUGCUUCUCUUCGUGCUGGGUGGGCCGGUUGGACACCUGGGUGGCAUCGUCCUGCCCUUGAAGCUCGGCGUGAGCGACCCUGUCUUCGCACUUUUCCAGCUCCUGGUUGCGGUGGCGCUGCCGGCGUUGCUGUCCUUCUUGCUGGAGCGACCUGCUGCGUCUGAGCCUAAGGGAAAGCAGAAGGAUGACUAG